CUUUUGCAGAACUUCAGACGGAUAUCCAUGAAUUGACCAGUGACCUGGAUGGGGCAGGAAUACCGUUCCUGGAUUACCGGACGUAUACCAUGAGAGUCCUUUUCCCCGGGAUUGAAGACCAUCCGGUACUAAGGGAUCUGGAGGAAUGUGCUGGCGAGCCUCUCUUUUCCCUCUUCUGCGCCAUCAAGCAGCAAAUGGAGAAGGGCCCUAUAGAUGCCAUCACGGGAGAAGCCCGUUAUUCCUUAAGCGAGGACAAACUCAUCCGGCAGCAGAUCGACUACAAGACCUUGGUCCUUAGUUGCGUGAACCCUGAUAACGUGAACAGCCCUGAGAUUCCAGUGAAGAUCUUGAACUGUGACACCAUCACUCAAGUGAAGGAGAAGUUCCUUGAUGCCAUCUUCAAGAACGUGCCCUGUUCUCAUCGGCCGAAAGCUGCAGAUAUGGAUCUUGGUAAGUUGAGUAUCUUCUUAGAUCAAUAA
Molecule: messenger RNA, 479 nt
Organism: Protobothrops mucrosquamatus (brown spotted pit viper)
Lineage: Eukaryota; Metazoa; Chordata; Lepidosauria; Squamata; Viperidae
Product: plexin-A4-like
Exons: 3
Biological process (GO): positive regulation of axonogenesis; regulation of GTPase activity; semaphorin-plexin signaling pathway involved in axon guidance
Cellular component (GO): semaphorin receptor complex
Molecular function (GO): semaphorin receptor activity
Source: RefSeq, a predicted model, not a curated record